This is a messenger RNA of Wickerhamiella sorbophila, 2373 nucleotides long. Its product is annotated as Mitosis inhibitor protein kinase wee1. Bases 1 to 2373 code for a protein of 790 amino acids. The transcript has a single exon. NCBI's taxonomy places the organism in Eukaryota, Fungi, Ascomycota, Dipodascomycetes, Dipodascales, Trichomonascaceae. Gene Ontology annotation, molecular function: protein kinase activity; ATP binding. The record is from RefSeq and is a predicted model, not a curated record. Gene Ontology annotation, biological process: protein phosphorylation.
AUGGGGUCACCACCGUCAUAUUUUGAUACUUCUCCAUCAGCUCACCGCACGUUGCGGUCGCGAGAUCUCAAUGAACCCCUGAUACCAGCUGGCAAACGUCUGGGCUCCGCACCGGUCUCGCGAGGCGGCUACCUCCGCCGGUCAGCGGGGUUGUUCAAUCUUGAAGAAGCGGCCUCCACGGGGCCCUCAGAAUUCUCAAAGACUGCUCCGCGGACCGCACAAUUAAAACGGCCCCACCCUUUUGAAACCCACAGUCAACACGAAGACUUUUCGAAACCACGGCUACGAGGCCCAACGGUUGCGGCGGCCACCCCGGCACGAAGGUCGACUAUUUCACCAAUCCACGGGUCUGCUGGCACACUCCCUCGUCCUUUGAGCUCUCCGACUCCCAUAUAUUUAGGUUCUGCCCGACACCGCCCGUUCCCCUCGUUGUCGAUAGGCCGCGGCAAGGGUGGGCUGGGCCACACCCCAAUGGCUUGCGAAAGGAACACAUCGGGGCGCUUUCUCACACCAGACGAUUCUUAUCGAGAAGUCAAGCCACUUCAAACAGCGUUCAUGUCCAGUGGACUCAUGUCCAAACGAGACUUGCCGCAAACCUCCUCCCCCGUGAAGGCACCUCCGGAGACGCCCCGAAAGAAAACCCCAGGAUACGGUAAUACAGGCAGCUCUAACACAUCUUUCAAAUCGAGCAACCGAUCUCUGUUCGGGUUCCGAAGACAAGCUUCGCUUAGCAAGUACGAUAAAACCUCUGCUGAGCAAACAACCGAGUCGCUGCCUGAUUCGAUCCGCAGAUUCAGCCUUGGUCCCGAGACUCCGUCAACCCCGACACCGAUCGAACCAAUGUUUACAUCCACACCUGCCCCUUCCCGCCGACAAUUGAGUGAUGCGUCUACAAUUACACCUGGGUUCUCUUCGCGAAUGUGGAACCAUGUGGGCGAGGCAAGCCAGCUCUCUGCACAUGACCCGAGCCGGUUUGAGGAUACCCUGGACCUAUCUACGAACGAUACAUCAUUUGAAGACGAAUUUGAUUAUGAAAAUGAACGCUCAUUGACUUCUAGCGAGCUAGGGUCGCCCUGCACGCCAGAAAUUGCUCCUCAAGACGAAGAACCGGCUCUAGUUGGUUCGUCGUCUAUGGAGUCAACCAAUUCCCAGCCGGCUCGAGGCCGAAGACGCCCGCUAACUAUUCGCGUCAGCAAAAACAUAUUUGGCGAGAGCACGGAAACCUUGACCCCGAUUCAUGCUAUCAACGAGACGGUUCCACCAAUGCCGCCUAUGCCCAACUUUGCCCGAGACGAAUCAGUCCCACUUUUAACACAAACACCCUUACGGGCAAAUAUGAGCGUUGGGUUCGAAAGCAGUUGUAACGAGUCGAGCAUGGUUGAUCCUAAACCUAUGGACGAGCUGCUUGUCGAACGAUUUGACAAGGUGAGCCUGUUAGGCGAGGGAGAGUUCUCGGUGGUGUAUCUAGCUACUCCGCCGGACAAACCCAAUCUCAAGCUGGCUAUCAAACGCACCAAAAAACCGUUCAGCGGCACACGGACCCGAAAGGUACGUAUGGAAGAAGUGCAAAUCUUGCAGCGGCUCUCUCAUCCUGCAGAGGAGGACGAGGAUGCGGAAAAUGUGGUCCAAAUGUUGGAUUGGUGGGAAGCCGACCGCCAUUUGUACAUCGCCACCGAGUGGGCUGAAAACGGAAACCUGGCCACGUUCUUAUCAGAGAGCGGACGGGUUGGUCGUCUCGAUGAAUGGCGAGUUUGGAAAAUUCUCACCGAGCUGUCCCACGGACUCAGAUACAUUCACUCACACGAUGUUUUGCACCUCGAUCUGAAGCCAGCCAACAUAUUUGUCACGUUUGCUGGUGUGCUCAAGAUUGGAGAUUUCGGAAUGGCCACCAACUUCCCUGCCAGCCUAGACCUCGACCGUGAAGGAGACCGCGAAUAUAUUGCGCCAGAAAUCUUGGCUGACCGCUUCUAUUCAAAGCCGGCAGAUAUAUUCUCACUCGGGCUCAUGAUGGUCGAGAUUGCUGCAAAUAUUGUCCUGCCUGACAACGGCAUUCACUGGCACAAACUCAGAUCGGGCGAUCUCAGCGACGCUGGACGGCUGAGCUCUGGCGAUUUGACAAUUGCCAAUCGUGAGGGCGCCCCUGAGCCCCCGGUGUGGGCACCCUACUUUAUGGUUGACGGCCGUCGAGCCUUGGAUCGCAUCGUAGCCACAAUGCUUCAGCCGGACCCCGCCCGGCGACCAAGCGCGCGCGACAUUCUUAACGCACCAGAGGUCCGCCUUGUAGACGAGCGUCGCACUGCCGGGGCAGUAGUUUGGGAAGGAGAGUUCGGACCAGAGCCUGGUUCCGACAGUGAAGCCAGUCGGGUGCGUUAA